Didymodactylos carnosus is the source of this 525-nucleotide messenger RNA. The record is from the annotation of a GenBank genome assembly. NCBI's taxonomy places the organism in Eukaryota, Metazoa, Rotifera, Eurotatoria, Philodinida, Philodinidae.
ACCCAGAAAACAUUUUAAUCAAAAAAUGGGUUACUUAAUGAAAAACUUUAGUUACUCAGCAGGCUUGCCACCCCCUACCAAAACUACUAUCCAAAACACUGAUUAAUGUACUGUUCUUCAAUAAAACUUGAUCAGUGUGCGUCAACCGGAAAAUCAAUUUAACAGCUCAGAUUUUGUCGAGUCAUAUAUAGAUUUUAUACAUUCUGUAUCUGCAGAGACUUAUGCUGCUUAUUUCUUCUAUCUGAAUGGUAAUUAAUAGUAUUUCCUUCUAUUUUCUACUGAUCAUUAGCAAAAGUCUGAGUAAUUUUGAACUCAUGCAAAUCUAACAUGGCUUUUAUUAACAAUAAAACCCUAAACCAGGAGACAAUCGAUGAUGAACAAUCGGACAUUGAAGAUAAAAAUAUUGGUUUAGAUGCGAUUGAUGAAGAAGAAAUAGACGAUAAUUGGUCUCAAGACUUAUUAAACGAAUGUGAAGACGAGGAUCAAAAGAUUAUGCUGAAUGCUUUAUCAAAUGUCAUGUAUUAA